CGCCCAGUCUGUCUUAUCGGUGUGACCGGAGUUCCUCUUCCGCUGACAGCCUGCUGUCACACAGCUACCAUGUUAUCCCAUUCCCGGUGUCUCACCAGGAAUUUCGGCCGCUCCCUCUCUGCCAUCCGCCAGGGAAACAAUGUGUUAGCUCGUCGGGCCACUGCAGUUCUAUCAGCUUGCCAUCCUAUAUCUGUAAACAACAAUGUACCAUAUAAUCCCCGUUCCAGUGUCUUCCAAAUCCAGUACUUCAGGACUUCUGCAGCUUACAGAGAUGAAGUUAUCACAGUCAAGACUCCUGCAUUUGCAGAAUCUGUCACAGAGGGGGAUGUAAGGUGGGAGAAAGCUGUUGGAGACUCUGUCUCUGAGGAUGAGGUGGUGUGCGAAAUCGAAACAGAUAAGACAUCAGUGCAGGUCCCCUCUCCUGCUGCAGGAGUGAUACAGGAGCUUUUGGUCCCAGAUGGGGGAAAGGUCGAAGGAGGAACACCACUUUUCAAGCUUAAAAAAGGAGCUGGGGCUGCUCAGGCUACAGAAUCUCCAAAAGCUGCUGCGGACCCUCCACCACCUUCUGCUGCUCCAACUCCCCCACCUCCUCCCUCCACCGUGGGGCCCAUUCCCACCACCAUGCCCCCCGUGCCACCUGUGCCAGCACAUGCUAUGGACACCAAACCAGUUUCAGCCAUCAAACCCACUGCUGCUCCAGCUGCGCCAGCAGCCCACGCAGAGGGAGGAGUUAAAGCAGCAAGGACAGAAAGCAGAGUUAAGAUGAACCGCAUGAGACUAAGAAUUGCCCAGAGGCUGAAGGAAGCUCAAAACACCUGUGCUAUGUUGACUACGUUUAAUGAGGUCGAUAUGAGUAACAUCAGCGAGAUGAGGAAGGCUUACAAAGAUGCUUUUCUGAAAAAACACAACAUCAAGCUGGGCUUCAUGUCUGCGUUUGUGAAGGCUGCCGCCUACGCUCUAGUUGACCAACCUGCUGUCAACGCAGUGAUUGAUGACACAACCAAAGAGAUCGUAUACAGGGACUAUGUUGACAUCAGUGUUGCAGUAGCAACACCAAAGGGAUUGGUGGUUCCUGUAAUACGAAAUGUGGAGGAAAUGAACUUUGCUGAUAUUGAGAAAGCAAUCAAUUUGUUGGGAGAAAAGGCGCGUAAAAACGAACUAGCUGUAGAAGACAUGGAUGGAGGCACCUUCACCAUCAGCAACGGUGGUGUGUUUGGGUCCUUGUUCGGCACACCUAUAAUCAACCCACCUCAGUCUGCUAUUCUGGGCAUGCAUGGCAUCUUUGAUAGGCCUGUUGCAGUAGGUGGAAAGGUGGAGAUCCGUCCCAUGAUGUAUGUCGCUUUGACGUACGAUCAUCGUCUCAUCGAUGGAAGAGAGGCCGUCACUUUCCUGCGUAAGAUCAAGUCUGUGGUGGAGGACCCCAGGGUGCUCCUCCUCGACAUGUGAGCCUCUGUCAACUCUGGGCCCACUAAACCAACCCCACGCCAACAGCGGCUGUACACACGUUUAAAAAAAAAAAAAAAAAAAAAACUUUACCAUAACUGCAGUUAAUGUAUUGUUGUCUUGGUUAACUAGGGGAAAAAAAGGUUUGUUUUGAAAAGUUCAAUUGUGAAUGGACAUUUGUAAGACCAGCUGGGCUGCACGGUUUGGCACUGGGCUCUGCGGUUUCAGGUGCUGGUCUCUUGAUCAAAGAAACAAAAAAUAAAUAUUCUAUAACUUGUUUGCCAAAUGUCAUUUUCUACACAGAAUUUAAUAAAAUCCAGUUGUUGUGAGAUGACAGGCAAGUAAAGGUGCAACUGCAUAGAAUUUUAUUAUUGUGGUUGAGAGAUGAACAAUGAGCACAUAUUGGGCUAGAAAACAAGGAACACUAUGUUUUAAAAAUCUCCAAAGUGAAGGAAUCCUCAGAGGUUUUAUGCCGUCUAGUCCAUGAAAUUCUCUUUUUGCUGUGUGACAUAGACUAUUUAAGAGAAAAGGAAAGUUUUAAACAAUAAAAACUUCAUUACCCCACU
Poecilia latipinna (sailfin molly) is the source of this 2009-nucleotide messenger RNA. RefSeq names its product dihydrolipoamide S-succinyltransferase (gene dlst). Lineage: Eukaryota; Metazoa; Chordata; Actinopteri; Cyprinodontiformes; Poeciliidae. The transcript has 15 exons. Gene Ontology annotation, molecular function: dihydrolipoyllysine-residue succinyltransferase activity. The record is from RefSeq and is a predicted model, not a curated record. Bases 70 to 1446 code for a protein of 458 amino acids. Gene Ontology annotation, biological process: tricarboxylic acid cycle. Gene Ontology annotation, cellular component: oxoglutarate dehydrogenase complex; mitochondrion.